GUGACACCACUAUAGUCCAUCAAUCGGAUCACAUCUGUCUAGGCAGGUAGCCCCAGCAGGCAACACUCUAUCUCACCUCACACAUUGUUCAUUGUCUCCAGCUUUCCCUCCCUUUCUCUUUUCCAACCUUAUUUUCGCCGCUGUCGUGUCUAUUGCCAUCGCUGGAUACUUCCAUCAUCGCCGCAGACGGACUAUCGGCUUUCACAUCCACCGCCAAAAUGCGAAGCAAGUUUAAGGACGAGCACCCCUUCGAGAAGCGCAAGGCCGAGGCCGAGCGCAUUCGUCAGAAAUACUCUGACCGUAUUCCCGUCAUCUGCGAGAAGGUCGAAAAGUCCGACAUCGCUACUAUUGAUAAGAAGAAGUACCUCGUCCCCGCAGAUCUCACCGUAGGCCAGUUCGUCUACGUGAUCCGAAAGCGUAUCAAGUUGUCUCCCGAGAAAGCCAUCUUCAUCUUCGUCGACGAGGUCCUUCCCCCAACGGCUGCCCUCAUGAGCAGCAUCUACGAAGAGCACAAAGAUGAAGACGGAUUUCUCUACAUCACGUACUCGGGCGAGAACACUUUCGGCGAGGCCGCUUAGAGCUGUCAUUUAGUUGCUUUCAGGGGGUUUCUAGGCGUUGAUGGGUUCGACUUGACGGCUGUGUGAUUCUACGCGAUGGCGAUAAUCCGCUAUGGUUUACGACAAGGAAGAUGGGGGUCCCCUAGGUUCUGACUGAUCGCUGGGGAAAUUCCGGCUUGCUAGAUUAGUCUAUGCAGGGCGGAGCAUCCUUCAUACUUUUCUCGUCCAUGUUCUUCAGUUCAGU
Messenger RNA from Xylaria bambusicola, 801 nucleotides. RefSeq names its product microtubule-associated protein. Gene Ontology annotation, cellular component: autophagosome; cytosol; fungal-type vacuole membrane. Gene Ontology annotation, molecular function: phosphatidylethanolamine binding. The record is from RefSeq and is a predicted model, not a curated record. The transcript has 4 exons. Bases 219 to 578 code for a protein of 119 amino acids. Gene Ontology annotation, biological process: macroautophagy; cellular response to nitrogen starvation. NCBI's taxonomy places the organism in Eukaryota, Fungi, Ascomycota, Sordariomycetes, Xylariales, Xylariaceae.